GAGUGAUCGUGGGCGUGGCUCCUAGUGAUUCAAUUUCUUAUCCUAUUAAUAUUAAACUACGAAAGUUUGUGUAGAUGUAUGUUUGUUAAUCUUUCACGCAGAUCACGCAAAAAGUACUGUACGAAUACAUUAUUAUCGUUUAAACAUCAGACGAUCAGAUUAACAUAUGAGUACCUACUUAGGCUAUUAUUUAUAUAUGUUCUGUUACAAAUUUAAUUUCACGCGGGCGAAGCAGUGUGUAAAAGCUAGUUACUUUAACAGUUGUCGUGUUUAAUAUAAAUUCAGUAUCACAUUGCUUAUUAUGUUAUGUCAUUUCCCGCCAAGGUUAGCAGGUAUUUAGUGAGUAAGUAUGAAUUUGACCGUCUCCGUCUUAUCAAUCUCAAUGACUCUAUAUUUUUUUAUGUAUUUAAACGUUCCUGUGUAUGCAGUGUGACAGCUAGAAGAACCUAGCAUAGAGUAGGUACUUACUUUGACAACAGUCAUUAGAUUUUUAUGUCAUGUCAUGAAGCAUUUACUAUCUUUAAGUUUUAUUAGUUGUACACUAUUCUAGUGAUAAAAACCCUUUGAAUUAUUAUAUUUUUUAAGUAAUCAUUUGUUGGAAUAUUGAAAGAUGUAUCUUACUUCUUAUGCGGAUAGUGUGACCCUAUCGGAUAUUUGGGUGUCGUCGAAUGGCAAGUUGAGUGACUUUUACGCGUCGUCAUGGCAGCGGGGGGAUUCGGCGCUGCCGCUGCUGGUGCUGCGGCUGCUGCUGGCGGCGGCGGCUGUGGGCAUCCUGGCGUGGUCCGUGGCCGAGGGUGCCAGCCCCUACUGGCUCAUCUACCUCACCAACUGGGGACUGCUCAUGGUCACCAUGAUGACGCUCAGCGGACUUCUGGUGUCGGGCAUCAUAUUUGUAAAGAAACCUUCUGAAACAUCGGAUUCGGAUAUACCUUGGUACAUAAGCAUGUACUGGCUGCUGUACAACUCCGCAGUCAGCCUCGCCAUCAUGAUCACAGCGCUCUACUGGAUCCUGCUCUACGACUCAGAGUUAUCUGCUGAAAGCCGGCGAAUGUUCUGGCUGGACCUGUCGACGCACGGAUUCAACUCGUGCAUCGCGUUCCUGGAGGUGGCUCUCUCGCGCACGCCCGUGCGCUUCCUGCACUUCUACCAGCCGCUCGGGAUUGGCCUCUGGUACGCGGCCUUCACGGCCAUCUACUACGCUGCGGGAGGGACUGACGCAAUGGGUAAUCACUACAUCUAUGAGAUACUAGACUGGAAAUACGGAAAGCGUGCCGGGGGCAUAGUCGGCAUAUCGAUAGCGGGUCUGCUCGCGAUCUACGCUCUGCUUUGGGCGCUGGCCCUCUGCCGGGACAAGGCGUCGACGUCGCUCGUGAGGACCACCAGCCAAGCCCUGCAAGCCACGCCCCCUGACGACAUCUUACACACGAGAAUAGUUUGAUAAUUAGUUUAGGUGGUUGUUAUUUUGUUUGCUACUACGGGAGGGCCAGUAAUGAGCACUACAGUUCAAUGUUCUUUUUAAAUAUCUGCAAGGUCUCCGUUACCCUACGAUUCUUUUAGUCCUUAAUUUUGCCUGUUUUAAUAAGCAAACUUGAGUUAGUUGAAAUUGCAUGCUAAAACGUUUGCCUAUUUCAAGGCAAACGUUUUAGUUCUGUAAUAAAUGUACUUACAUGGCUCUUGAAACUAUCAUCCAUAAGGAGCUUACAGACAGGAACGAUGUGAUAAUCUGUACUUAAUACAGUGACCAAGGUACAGUGCAGUAUUAA
Messenger RNA from Ostrinia furnacalis (Asian corn borer), 1763 nucleotides. Its product is annotated as protein rolling stone. The record is from RefSeq and is a predicted model, not a curated record. Gene Ontology annotation, cellular component: membrane. The transcript has 5 exons. NCBI's taxonomy places the organism in Eukaryota, Metazoa, Arthropoda, Insecta, Lepidoptera, Crambidae. Bases 611 to 1438 code for a protein of 275 amino acids.